AAUAAAUCAUGUGGAUCUCCUCUAAUUUACAUUUAUCACUCCAUCAUCCCUCGAAAGUCGACACUAGCUAAAAGUGAGAGUUAGUAUCACGUGGGAAUGUGGAAUCCAUUCCACGAGGUCGCUCCCUCCAAAUUAUAAAAUGUUGACUAGUAGACUUUUCCACUCUCUAAUACUACUACUACUACUAUAGUCUAUAAAUAUACACAUUCACUUGAUCUACUAUAUCCAAAUCCAAUCCAUCUCGCAUUUUAAGCCAAUAUUACUUACUUUAAAAAUGGCUUCAACACUCACUCUUCUCCUCCUCAUUAUCUUUUCCAUCUCCUUACAUGUCUCUAAUGCUACCUUCGUCCUUCCUAUAUUGAAGGACACAAAAAACUCCCAAUAUUUUACUACAUUCUUAGUUGGAACACCCCCUUCAACUCGUGUCUACUUAGUCAUUGAUCUUAGUAACAAAUGGUCCUGGUUCACUUGCGACCUAUAUGGCUACAAUAACACCACCAACCCCUCCAUCACCUCUUACAAUGUACCGUGCAACUCGCGCAAAUGUGAGCGUUACGCCGGACAGGGAAAUUUUUGCGUCGACGAUAAAUGCGGUGUUUACGCCUACACCCGGUGGAGCAACGGCCUUUACGCCGUUGCCCUCCACCAAGACACAACCACGUUAUACAAGCUAACUCAACAGAACUCAUUAGCACAACUCACAAAAACUAGCUUACCUCAUUUUCCUUUCAGUUGCGCGGAUAAAGGCCCUUUAAAAGGCUUAUCACCUUACACUAAAGGGGUUAUAACUCUUGCUAAGGUUCCAAAUUCUUUCCAUUCACAAAUCUCAUCAACUUUUAAAACUCCUCGAAAGUUUUCUCUUUGUCUUCCUACAUCCUUUUCACGCGGUUAUAAUGGAGCUAUCUAUUUUGGUGGUACCCCUAAUUAUUUGUCCAAAUCACUUAUUACUACCCCAUUUAUAGUCAACCCUAAUAGUACUGCGCUAAUAUAUAGUAUUGGAGAGGCUUCGGUAGAAUAUUUCAUUAAGGUAACAUCUAUCGAAGUUGAUAAAACUCCUAUACGUUUCAGUUCUUCGUUGUUGUCUUUCGACAAAAACGGCAUUGGUGGGACGAAGAUUAGCACAUUAGAUCCUUACACUGUGCUACAUAGUAGCAUAUACAAGGCUCUUAUCGAUGUUUUCGUUAGCAAGGCGACUGCGAUGAAGAUGACCAGAGUUGCUCCCGUGGCUCCUUUUGGAGCUUGUUUUAACGCGAAAAGUGUGGUUAAUAGCGCGAAAACAGGUUUUAAUGUGCCGGUUAUAGAUAUGAUUUUGGAUGGUAAGAGUUCACUGUUGCAUAACAAGAAUAAUGCAAGGUGGAGGAUUUACGGGGCGAAUUCAAUGGUGAAGGUUUCAGAUGAUGUGUUGUGUUUAGGAUUUGUGGAUGGAGGUUUAGAAUCAAGGACUUCAAUAGUAAUAGGUGGGAAACAAAUGGAGGAUAAUUUGGUGGAAUUUGACCUUGAAUCUAAUAAGCUUGGAAUUACUUCAUCGCUUCUUCGUAUGGGUACUAGUUGCUCAAAUUUCAAAGGAAUUUAGUGUAGAUUUUGUAACAUUUUGAUUUCAGAUUCAUAGGAGAUCUAGAGACAUUUAUUUCUUUAUGUUUUGUAUGUGCAACUUGUAGCUUGUAGCUUGUUUCUUUAAUUUACCUUCCACUUUAUGCUAUCA
This is a messenger RNA of Beta vulgaris subsp. vulgaris (sugar beet), 1702 nucleotides long. RefSeq names its product probable aspartic proteinase GIP2. Bases 275 to 1573 code for a protein of 432 amino acids. Gene Ontology annotation, biological process: proteolysis. Lineage: Eukaryota; Viridiplantae; Streptophyta; Magnoliopsida; Caryophyllales; Amaranthaceae. Gene Ontology annotation, molecular function: aspartic-type endopeptidase activity. The record is from RefSeq and is a predicted model, not a curated record. The transcript has a single exon.